AUGGGUUGUGUAGCCUAGAAAAAAAAAGUGGAAAAAUAGAUAUAUCGAAUGGAAACCUAAAUAAAGAAAUUGGUUUAAUAGAAUGAAGAGAUGACAAAUUAAAUAAAUACAAUGAGAGAGUAAGAAUAAUUGUUAUCAUAACUUUGUGAAUAAAGAUCUGAAAGAUAAGUAUUUACUUAAUAAUCUAUAGAGAAUAGAUUUGACUGCUUUGACAGAUGAAUUAAAUAAUAGAUUUGAAAAGUUGAGAAAUGAUUUAAAAUAAAUUGAUAUUAUUUGUGAGGAAUAGAAAUAGGCAAAAUUAAAAGAAAUGUUAGAAUGGAAGAAUGUAAAUAAUAUAUUAAUUAUAAUAGUUAUUUGAUAAAUUAGAUAAUGUUUCAAAGAAUAAUUUAUCUCAAAUAUCAGAAGAAGAUGAAUAUUGA
Paramecium pentaurelia is the source of this 419-nucleotide messenger RNA. NCBI's taxonomy places the organism in Eukaryota, Ciliophora, Oligohymenophorea, Peniculida, Parameciidae. The record is from the annotation of a GenBank genome assembly.